Messenger RNA from Theileria orientalis strain Shintoku, 6771 nucleotides. RefSeq lists its product as uncharacterized. The record is from RefSeq and is a predicted model, not a curated record. Gene Ontology annotation, cellular component: nucleus. Gene Ontology annotation, molecular function: protein binding; protein serine/threonine kinase activity. The transcript has 12 exons. Bases 1 to 6771 code for a protein of 2256 amino acids. Lineage: Eukaryota; Apicomplexa; Aconoidasida; Piroplasmida; Theileriidae. Gene Ontology annotation, biological process: telomere maintenance; DNA damage checkpoint signaling; protein phosphorylation.
AUGUUAAAAUAUAUAAAUAUAUCGCACCAGAAUGAUAAAGCUUUUAGAUAUUAUAGCAAUUUUAUAAAGAAUGAGAAUGCUCAACUUUAUAAUCACCUCAGAGACUAUCAUGUUAACAAACACAAUAAUGAUAGAAUAGAAAAGCAGAAGGAAGAUAAUAAUGUAGUAAUUAAUAGACUGUUAAAUAUACUCAAUGACGUGAAUAGAGGAGGAUACAGCAAGGUGGACGAAGACGUGGUAAAUGAUAUCCUGGAAUCGGUGAAGUCGCUGAACCAGAAUAGGCUGAAUAGAUAUGAUCUGGUGAGGAUUAACCUGAUUAAGAGGCUGCUAUGGCAUCAGAUCAUCAAUGACUAUAAUCACUUACUGCUGGAGUCGUUCCACCUGUUAUCGAACUAUAGCAAAGAUUUUGGAGCAAGUAAAAGACAAAGCAUACUUGCAGACAACUAUAACGGAGUUACGGAGGACAAUAAUAAGUUGGUGGUGGACGAGAUUAGCAGGUUGGUGUCCAGUGAGUCGAAGCAUAACAUAGACGACCAAAUAGUACUGCUGCUUAAGUACUAUAACCCGAGGCAUGGGCGUUACAACGCACUUCUGUGUAACACCCUGAACGAAUACCUUUUAAACAGGGAGCUGAACAGUAAAACGAGUAACAUAAUAGUGUAUCUGGUGUUGCUCUUUUACAAUAAGAAAAAGGUAAACUCGAAGCUGGAUAACCUGGCGUUUUACUAUAACCUGCACAAAAAGUAUGACAAGCUGCAUCACAAGCCGCCGCUGAUAAGUGAUUUCGACAAGUACCGAGUGAACGUACACCACGAUUACCUGUUCUUCAAGACGUUUAACCACGUGAGCUACUACUCGGACUUGGGGGACAUAGUGAACCACAGCCCGAACCUGCCUUACUUCAGCGACCCAGGUUGCGACAGGCAGCAGUCCGCUGAGGCAAGUGUGAUUAAGAAGCUGUACAAUAAGCUGAACAACCUGGACAAGUUUGUACUGCUACAGUACUUCAGCCUCUCAAACGUUCUGCCGAGUCUGAAUAAAAACGUUCUGAACACGGAGAGGGACAACCACUUCACGUACCUGCUGUUCAACAAGACGUUUUUCAUGAAUAACCUGAGUAAGCUCGACAAGCUGCCAGUGAAUGAAUUGUUGGACAGGUUCGAAAUCAAUGCUUUGUACAGGGACGGAAUUAAGUCUAUAAUAAACUACUACAGAUACUAUAAUUACCUCUACAGCCAGAACCUGUUGUACCAGUACCCGAAGCAGGAAAGUAGUAAGAGGAAGACGAACGGGCUGUUGGAGAGGCUGGUAAAGCUGAGCGACGUGAACAGCUUGAUCAAAAUCAGCGGAAGACUUAAGAUAAACCUGAGUUUCACGACAAAUUACGGGAACUUCGCGAAGCUGGUCAAGUACAUAAGCCACGACCUGGGAAAGAUAGACGUGAAGAACAGCUAUAACAUAAUUGACGUAAUAUACUGCAUAACCAACAACAGAAACAUAAACCAGCACAGCAAGUCAAAAAGGGUGGACCCAGAGAAAGAUGGAAUAGUGACCAAGAUAGAUAAGAAUAGACUGCUGUUCAUACUGCUGUUGGUGAUAAGCAGUAACAAUUUGGACAUAAACUUGAUACUGAACAUCGUGACGAACGUGCAAAUAGAAGAAAACAACCUCCUGAUAUUCCUCGCGAUCUUCACUACGCUGUUCAGCAACUCGAACGAGAAGUACUACUACGUGUUCAAGUACUUCUUCAACGAGCUGCAGAGAAACAUAAAGAACAACAACAACAACAAGGAUAUGCAGAUAAUAAACGGGCUGAUAGAGGAAAAUGAACGUUACAACCACUGCAACAAGUACGACGUGCACCUGCCUUACUACACGAAGAAGUACAUACUGCUGACGAUACUUAACCAGCUGAAUACGACCAGCAAUACGACAGAGAAGAAUAUACUGGAGCUGAUAGAGCAGGAGGCGGAGAGGCUGUACGAGUACUGCUACAGCGUGCUGCUGUACUAUUCGAACAAUUUAUCGGAAAACGCAGAUGAGAUUCUGCUGAUAACGACAAACAUAAUAUCGAUACUCUACUGCAAAUACCCGCAUCUAGUGACCAUUAGCACGAGUAGAAGGCUAGGAUUGAAGGAAGGAGAUAGAAACGAGAGCCCUGGGGAGAGAAAUGGAGUUACUGAUGGAGUUGGGGGCAGCUAUUACGGAUACGGGGCCGCUGAGAUCAGGGAAGACGAAGUGCUGGUAAAGCACAUCCUGAACCACUACCUGUUGAACAAUUUGCACAUUAAAAUCACUCCGUACACAAUACAGCAGAUACUGUCCCACUAUCCUCUGCAUUCUAUAUUCGCUAACGAUAAAGUGUUCAAAGGAAUAAAGUACGAAAGGAACUCGUCAAUAGAGAAGAUGAUCAUUAAAAGCAUCGGGACGAAGUCGAAUGAGGAUUUUAGGUAUUUCGUGCUGUACUUGAUAUAUAAUAUGGCGAAGCAGUGCCCGCGCUACAACCUGUACAAGAGUCUGGACCUGGCACUCAUGGAGAUACCGUCGCUGCUGAAGUUUCUAAUCGUGCCCAUACUGAACGACUUCUUCAUGUUCAACAAGUAUAUAAAUACUGAUAAACCGCAUGAGAGUAAAGAGAACGAAGAAGAAAGGGCGAAGUACGAGGAGGCGAAGAGGCUGCAGAUGGAGUGUCUGGAGAACCUGGUGUUGAGGCUAAACAACAUACUGCUGUACAAUGAGAGGAAGGAAGAGAUAGACUACUUGUCGCUGGAAAUCUUGUUUUACCUGAUCGACCACAUAAACUACUUGAUCAACAGGGCCCCUGCUAACAGAUCAACAGAUAGAGCGGACACGAAAACGUGUAAUAGGGCACCUACUGCAUUCGGUGCGGCCGGUGUCACUGACUAUGGCAAGGGCGCCGGUGAUAAUAGGGAGGUGCUGAUUGAGAAUUACAAGGUGGUGAUGAGUAAGCUGAACAAGGUGUACCUGGCAAAGUGCUCCUACUACUGCGGGUCAUUCUCGAGGUCGAUCUGCAUCAUCCAGGGGCUGCUGCAGCCGACGUACAACUUCGCAGACGCAGAGUGCAGUCUGAUAGUGGACGCGCAGAAGCAGUUCUUCAUAGACGCCUGCUGCCCAGGCGGAGACGGGAGUCUUUCGGAGCUGCUGAACAUACUGUCCUACUGCUACUACAACCUGAACGACAAGAUCACCUACCACUUCCUGCAGUCGUACAUAACGAACCUGAACAGCUGGAACUUGAACAACUGGGACCUGAACAUAACGAUGAAGGCGCAAAACAUGGAGGGGGUGGAGAAGGUGGAAAUAGACAAGGAGAUCAAGAAGAACAUCAAGAUGCUCUACAUCUCGAUCAAGGAGAACAACAACGUCAACUACAUCAACUCGAUACAGAACAUAUCGACCUUGAACACAAUCAACAACUUCCUGGAGCUGGACAAGAGAGGGGACGAAGGGAACCUGACGAGCUGCCUGAGCUUGCUGACCGCGCGAAAGAGGAAGAUGAACUUCGUGAACAGGAACAACAGGAUCGAAAACAUCGUCCUCGUCUACGAAAUGUACAAACGGUACGACCGAGUGUGCUCGAUGCAGUACCUGAUCAGCAUAUUUAACGACAUGGCCUUCGAGGGGAUCCUCUCGAGCAACUCGGACCUGAGCUUCAGCGGGAGCCUCUCGGGGAACCUGAACAUUGGCAGCAUCAGCAGGCUGUGCAACUACCUGACGCUCUACAGGCUCUACAAGCUGUACUGCAGCAGGCAGUACACGGAGUACUAUCACUUGCUGACUCACAUGUGCAAUGUGCAACCAGACGCAGGAAACGCGGGUAACCUGGCGUACGCAAUCAGCGCAAACAUGGGUCUCAAUGGGACCCAUAAAGGCCGGGGAGCGAAUGGCGACGUGGGCUUCGGCAGAACGACUGGAAGCAGCAGCUGGGCGGGAGCCGAGAAGAGCAAGCUGGACCUGCUGCUGUGCAACUACUACUGCAGCCACGACAACAGCCUUCUGCACGUGGUCAUCAACAACAUCUGGAACCUGCUGGUCUCCUGCAACGACAACUACAAGCUCUACUACAUGUACUCGAGUUACCUGUACCAGCUUAUCACGACGAAGCUCUCGAACGCGAGUUACAUAGCACUCACAGGCGGAGUCAGCGGCACGAGCACGCCCAGAAACGCGAAGCCGACCAGAGACAACCUGGACAACUUCUACAACGUCUUCGGAGAGGACGAGAAGAAGCACAUCGAGGGCGUGGACGGCAUCGAGGGGAUCGGGAGCCUGUACGACUACUCGAACCUGCUGAUGCACACUCUGGAAAUGCACUUCCUGACCCUGAUCUACUACUCGAACCACCCUGCAGCGGCGGACAGGGACCUUGGAGCCGCGGAAAACACCGGAGCGAACAACUGCACGACGGGCAGCGCAGCCAGCACCGCGAUGAAGUGGAACGGGCUGGAGUGGGUGAUGAUAAGGGUGGCGUACCUGCUCUGCAGGUUCAGCUCCGAGGGCAGCGUCGAGUUCGAGCGCGGAAUCACGCUCAAGGAGGACCUGGUGCUCUUCCUCUUCAAGAAGAUGCACGUGAUCUUCGUGAAGUACCUCGACAAGUUCCCCGUGAUCUUCUACUACAUCGUCAUCAACCAGCUGAUCGGAAUAACGGUGCACAAGCACCUGACGAACAUGGCGGUGCUGGUGCUGAACAGGCUCCUGUUCAGGUACACGAACGUGCUCCUGUGGUACAUCUGCUACUUCAAGUUCUCGAAGAUUCAGCAGCUCAACCAGCUGUACUCGCACGUGAUUGAUGUCGGCUCAGAGUCCGCGAGCAGCAGAGACGAGCUCAUAAGCAGCAAGAGGAGAACCAUAAUGAAGUACAACAUCCUGUUCAACGAGCUUUACAAGCUGUCGUUGCACAACCUGAGCGUGACUGCUGACAACAGGCCGUCGACGAAGCACGACCGGUCGCGCUACCUCAUUCCGCUGAAGCAGUUCUUCCAGAACAGCAGGGGCGGCAGUGGCCAGAGCAGUCCAAACAGCACCCCCGAGAGCGCCAGGGAGACGUUCGACGACCAGAUUCUGGUUCCUAAAACCGAGACACUCUCGUACGACAGCGUCUACUACAACACCGAAAAGGAGUACAUAGUCGACAUAAAAAGUGAAAUCACAGUGCUGAAGAGUAAGCAGAAGCCGAAGCUGAUCUCCUUCGUAACUAUAUUCACCCCGAAGGACACGAGCGCCUGCUUCUACGGAGGCAACAACUACAACAACGGCAAGGGCAAUUCGGACGUGUGUGGAAGGUCUAGGGCCAAUUCGGCGGACUGUAAGGAAAAUGAGAUGGACACCAGGGGCGGCGACCCAGACGCUUUCGCCAAGGCCACCGAUCCAUGCAGUAACGCCAAUGGCAACUUCACUUCCCACCGCGACUGGACCAAAGCCAAUGGCGUUCUCCACAACGGCAAGCUCGGUGGCGGCGCGAGCGGCCACAGCAGCAGGGGCAAGGCGACGUACCUUCUGAAAAACGAGAUGAAGGGGGACCUGAGGAAGGACCUGCGCAGCAUGGACAGCGUGAAGUUCGUGAACAAGCUGAUCGAGAAGAGCUUCAAGCACAAGCUGGCCAUGUUCUCCGUCAUCACUAUCUCUGAGGUCGUCGGGCUCAUUCAGUUUUUGCCGAACCUGAUUACGCUGAAGCAGCUUAACCAGUUUGCCACCGGCUGCAACACCAGGGAGUGCAGCUCCCCCGUGUCUCCGGAGCUGCUCCACAAGUACGUGAAGCACAUUAACAACAAGGACUACGUGUCCUCGUACGGCGUCUACAAUGACAUUCUGGCCAACAUCAGACCCGUUACCGUUACUAGUACAACAACCAGCGUCAAACCGGGUACCGCCAAUAUCAACGCCACCACAACCAGCCUUAAUCCCAACACCAGGUCUACUAGGGCUGGGACUGUGACUGCAGCUGCUCACACGAGGAGCAGCGUUGGGGCCUCCAAUGGAGCGGCCAACUCCGCCACCUGCUCCGGAGUAAUGGUUGCUGCCAAGGGCAACUACAACGAGAUUUACGAGGCCAUGAGGCUCUUUAACCUCAGCUGCUCGCUUUGGAGCAUCUUCGGGUACAUUCUCGGCCUCGGCGACCGCCACUCCGAGAACAUUCUGCUCAACGUAAAGCACGGCAACUUGGUCCACGUCGACUUCGACUGCCUGUUCGACAAGGGCGUCAGCCUGCUCGUGCCCGAGAUUGUGCCCUUCAGACUCACUCCGACUCUCAUUCAGAAUUUAGGAAUCACUGGCGUCAACGUCAACGGCCUCUACUACACCAACUGUCUGAACUUUAUGAAGCUGCUCAUGACCAACAAGGAGGUCAUCAAGCUCGUCCUCUUCAACUUCAUCAUGGACCCUCUGAUUAAGUGGAACAACAUCCGCAACAAGAUCACCUCUAAACUGACCAGCCACUUAAACGUUUUCAUCUCAGUGCCUGUGUACACGAGGGAGGACGUGGUUGACAAGAUCGUCCGGGAGAAGAAGCGCAAAUUAAACGGGGGCUCCGCUGUUUCUGUCAGCAACACUGACGGCGCUGGCAUUGGCAUUAAGGUCAAUAGCAGCAAGGAGGGCGGCUAUAAGGCUGACGACAAGUACGACCAGGAGGUUAAAGUGCUCUUCGUGGACGAGUGCGUCAACAUUGAGCUUCAAAUAACGCAGCUGAUCAAGUCUGCCACUGAUAAGCACCUCCUGUCGCGGAUGUUUGUUGGCUGGGCGCCCUGGGUUUAA